This is a messenger RNA of Sardina pilchardus (European sardine), 5501 nucleotides long. It is a transcript of the gene slc50a1, whose product is annotated as solute carrier family 50 member 1. NCBI's taxonomy places the organism in Eukaryota, Metazoa, Chordata, Actinopteri, Clupeiformes, Clupeidae. The coding region runs from base 144 to 803 and encodes 219 amino acids. Gene Ontology annotation, biological process: carbohydrate transport. Gene Ontology annotation, molecular function: sugar transmembrane transporter activity. Gene Ontology annotation, cellular component: membrane. The record is from RefSeq and is a predicted model, not a curated record. The transcript has 6 exons.
UAGAAGAGGGAAGGUGUAAACGUCAGCGUUGUACUUUUUUUUUGUACUUGGAUCCUUAUAACACGUUGCCGUUUACUUAUGGUUAUUUAAUAAAUUCUAGAAAUUAUUUCGAUAGUAAAUCAAUUUUAUUUGUUUUUCGUUCUAUGGAGUUUUUGCAGCUUCUGUCAUGUGCGUGUAUCGUGUUUACGGUCGGGAUGUUCUCGACUGGACUGACCGAUCUGAAAAAGAUGAGGGCUACACAAAGUGCUGAUAAAAUCCAGUUCCUCCCUUUCCUUACCACUUGUCUAAAUAACCUAGGAUGGCUGUAUUAUGGCAUUCUGAAGAAAGACGGCACAUUGAUCAUUGUGAACACAAUCGGGGCCUGUCUACAGACUCUGUAUAUACUGUCUUACUGCCACUACACCAAAGAAAGAAGACGAGCGCUGCAGCAGACCCUGUUGAUGGUGUGUACUCUGGGCUUGGGCUGGGGUUACUUCACUGUGAUCGUCUCCCAGGGCGACGUCAAGCUCUCCCAGCUGGGCCUAGUGUGCAGCGUCUUCACCAUCAGCAUGUACCUCUCUCCACUGGCUGACCUGCUGGAGAUCAUCCGCAGUCGUUCGGUGGAGUGCCUGUCCUUCCCUCUGACCGUGGCCACCUUCCUCACCUCCACUGCCUGGACACUCUACGGCAUGCAGCUGCAGGACUUCUACAUCAUGGUCCCCAACACACCAGGCAUCGUCACCAGCCUCAUUCGCUUCUUCCUCUUCUGGAGUUUGGGAUCGGGAAGUGAGGGCAAGCCCCCCUACAACCCUCUCUCCACAUAGACGAAGUGCUGCACCCACCACCAAGUGCCUUCUUCCUGGAACUUUCUCCUAUGUGCUCUUAGAAACAGCCUCCACUUCCCUGCUUCUCUUGAAGGUCUCUCCUUCUUCUGAGGCGACUACAGUUCAGUUUGUUUUACAUGUAUGGUUACCGAUGUCAGACUCUCGUGGUAUAGCUGAAAAGGGUUGAGCCGUGUAGGUUGGUCAAGUACAGUACAUUAUAGAAAAAGCCUGUUUGACUCUCAAAGAACGGCCCCCACCUCGGGCGAAAAGAAGUGAUUGACUUCCGAAGCUCACGAGAGGGAGGGGAGCGGUUCUGUGUCCCAAAUGGCCGCGGGACUUGUGGGACAAGCGUCUUAAGUCAUCCCCACCUGCGAGGUUUCAGUUCAUUGCACUUUAAAGUGAGGAAUGACUCAACUUAUCUGUUAAAGAAUGCUGGUUUGUCCGGGGGUCAUUUUCAGGUACCUGUCACUUAUCCACUAUUAUGACCUCACACGUGUUUGCAAUAUGUAGUUCAUGUAGUUUCCUUUGUCCCUUUCUCAAUAUUCUGUAUGUUUAGAGAGUUUACUUGCCAAAAUGUAUUUUUCAAUACAGUGUUUUGUUGUUUUUCAACUUAAUAUUCAGUCGAUUCUAUCAAAUCCCCUUGCAAAACUUAAGAAAGACUGUAUUACUGUACUUCAUCGACACAUGUGCAUUUCCGCGCAUCUACAAGAAAAUUACAAGAUAUUUCUGAAUGCCAUUUUGAGGCCUUACAAUUUCGGCCUUGACGAUUUCUUUGUGAAAUCACCUAUGACCUGUUGACAAUGCAUAGCUCAGUAGUGGGCGUUCUUUUCUCUAUACAUUCCAUUCCUUCCUACAGUCUUGUGUCACCCACAUUCCCUCCACACAGACGGCUCUUUGUCUUGUUCGUGUGCUGGGGUGUGCGCUGGUAUUGCUGUGGUGUUGCUGACGUUAGCAUGUCAUCUCUCCUACACUGCCAUGUACAUCAAGAGAGUACCCACCAGAGCCAGAGCUACCGGGGAGUCGGCCAGCUGCCCUCUAACCUCUAUGUGACCUUUAUCUGACCUUUGUGGGAAGGGGAAGAAGCUCUUUUUUAUGCAUAGGGGGGGUCGCUGUGCCCACCAAGCCACAGUUGUCUUUGACAAAGAGCCAGUGUACAGGGUGUCAUUCCACAUACGUGUGUGUGUGUGUGUGUGUGUGUGUGUGUGUGUGUGUGUGUGUGUGUGUGUGUGUGUGUGUGUGUGUGUGUGUGUGUGUGUGUGUGUGUGUGUGUGUGUGUGUGUGUGUGUGUGUGUGUGUGUGUGUGUGUGUGUGUGUGUGUGUGUGUGUGUGUGUGUGUGUGUGUGUGUGUGUGUGUGUGUGUGUGUGUGUGUGUGUGUGGACAGGUCUGGAGUUGAAACUGUGACCAGUUGUAGAUGCUUUUGCGUCUUUGUUGUUUGCCUGUUUGUUUGUUUGUUGCUUGUUUGGAAUGAAAACCUGAAGCAUUGUUGGUCAAAGAUUUUACACCUUCCCCUCUCCCUCAGUUUAGUGUGAUCUUCAGCAACAGCUACUGUAGCCACUCUGCAGAGGAGGAGGACGUUGAUGGUGAGGUGAUGAUGAUCCCUCAGACAUUUCUGUCCAAGGGCGUACUCCAGCCACUAAUGGGGCUCUUCUGAUAGGAGUUUUACCACUAAGAGUUGGCAUAUCUGGGAAGCUACUAAACCACAUACUUAAGGCCCUUUCACACAAGAUCACCACCAUUAUCAGACACAAUAUUUGCAUGAGGAUGGCCUCCAUUGUCAUGAAAAAUACAUUUCAGAGAGAAUCUGAAAUUAUUUCAUCCUGGACGUGUAAAGACUGAUAAGAACGGAGAACACAUGUAUUUAAUUAGCUCUGUGAUUUUGUGUGAACAUUUCAUCAGACAAAUUUGGACAUGCUGUGAAAUGGCCUUUGGGGGGGGGGUUGAUAAUUGACAGAAACUUCUAUGAGUCCAGGGGUGUUAAUAUAAGGUCCAUAGAGUCAGUUUAGUGUAGUGCCACUGCCGUUGUUGCUAAAUGAAAGGGAUUGUGUUUUUAUAACUAUAAAUGACUAUUAUUCAUGAGUGACUUCUCAUUACACUGGCUGGUGACUCUUCUCAGUUGUGUAGACCAAAAGACUUUACUUCGGGACUUCACUCUAAAUCCUGUGGUAUGUUUGCCUUCGUCAGUUGGUCACUUUUGCACAUGAUGGCUCAGGGUCAACAAUCGGAGGCUAUCUGUUGUCUGUCUUUAGUCUGUUUUAAUGGACUGUAGGUGAAGAUGACUAGUGGCCUAUAUGGCGCUCGCCACACAUUCUCAUGAAUACUUUCUAGAGGAUUCCGGAGGGAGUGCUAGAAUCUGAUGCUGCUCUAGGCGAUAACAGGGUUUUACUUCGGCUUCUUCUCCUUAAUUAAAAAAAAAAGUAGGACUUCAGGUAUCGCCUUGCCCCUUGGCAGCAGUUUCCGUCGCAAUAGCCGUAUGAGAUAAGUGUCGGCUUUCCCACGUGAAAAGGACAGAUUGUCCUCACUGGCUAGGGUGUGUAAGCUUUAACUGUUGUCUGCAUGUGCGGUCCUCCUCUACAUCAGAUCCCAGUCCUGCAUACGGUUUCCAUUCAGCCCACUACACGGCCACAGUAUUCUUUUCUGCUAACCUAAGCGUAGCUUGCUGCUUUUAACAUUUUACAAACUUUAAAUCAUACGCUUAACGGUAGCUCUUACAAAACAAUGUGUGAAAUCUAAGAUUCUAGGAAAAUGGCAGAGGAUCGUAAAGCAGACUGAAUUUUGUGUGUUUUAAUGAUGUUUUACAGUAUUUUGUGACUGUGUCAGUUCAAAAGUAAUAUGUUUGAUAUGCCAAGAAAGUGUCACUGUCUUGACUGCCCCUUGACUGUUGACAUGUGAAAACAGUGUUUCUAUGUUCCAUUUUCUAUGUUCAAUUGUAGAACAGCUAUAAGGGUACUGUAUGCAAGGCGAUUGACAAGACGCAGGGCAAAAGUAAAGUUGAUUGCUUUAAGAAACACACACACACACACACACACACACACACACACACACACACACACACACACACUCAAACACACACUCAAACAUCACUAACACACAUACAUACACACCACCACCACGUUCAAACCCCAGUACACACGGGGACCCGGGAGAUUCCCCCAUCUCACCCCAUCUCUCUCUCUCUCCCACUCCUGUCAGUCUCUUCACGGUCCUAAACAAAAAGCCCCCAAAGACAUAUACAAUACAAUACAAUAUAUGAUAUAAAUGUGUCAGCCUCUGAAUGGACUUGCAGAAAUGGCAUACUGUAAAAUAGGCUCACCUCUCAUGUAUUUAGGCUACUUUCAUGUCAUUUUAAUAUCCAGCACAAUGAGUUUGGUGUUUCAUUCAAUCAUCCAGCGGGUGGCCCUCGACUUACUUUAUUAGCCAUCAUGGCCCCCUAUGGAAAGUAAUGGUCCGCACCUGCUCUAUACUGUAUCUCUCUGCUCCAAGUGCGUUGAGACUCUUAGAUACAUCCCAAUUUACAUUGAGCUGUGUCGGACACAUAUGGGCACAUGGAUGUCUGUGUUGUUGGCUUAGUGAAAUAACUAAACACUUUAUAAGUAUUUUUUACACAUUUCAGACAUACCUAUCUAUCUAUCAUACUGUAUGUCUGAAAUGUGUAAAAAAUACUUUAUAAAGUGUUUAGUUAUUUGUAGUAAUGAUGUUCCUUGUUCUACAGUUAAGGGGUGUUCCCACAGUGGCUGAACAACAGCCAAGCCUGUUUCACAUAUUAUGGCAUGAUGUGAGAUUCAACAACAAUGCACAACUGGCUUGUGGCAGUCGCAGACACGCUGCAUAUUUUACUGUGCGUACAACCCCCGACACAGGAAAAGUUGUGACGUUGUGAAAAAAAUGCAAAUAAUGAACAGAAUGUUAUCAUUUGCAAAUCUUGUAAACCCAUAUAUAGCUGCAAAAAGGACACAGACAACAUAUCAAAUGUCAAACUAUUUUCAACAGAAUGUGAGAUACAACACAAUACACAAAUUGUUGACAGCAGGUGCAAAUACGCCACAUGUUGUAGUACCCAGGAUCUACCAAAGAACCAAAACAGAGGGAAAAACACACAUCCCCUUCAUGAGCAGUCCACGGGGGUUAUCAGCAAGCAUCAGUGUUUCAUUGAAUUAGGCCCACAACACCUCCAGAAGGCUUGACCGUGGUGUGUGUAUGCCCCAGACUAAACCUGCGAUACAUUCAUUGUGUGUUUGGACACAUCACAAACAGAAACAUGGUGGAGUCCCACUCCAGAAACACACAGCAUCAGGACUUCACAUAUCUCUCUGAGUCCAUUCAUGUUCUAACAUGGCCACAAAAUAGUCUGAGCAACUCAGCCAUAGCCAUUGUGUUGCCUUUACAGCAGCCUCCUUUACAACCAUUUGCAACUCCUUUACAGCCAUUUUCAGUGAAUGUCCUCCAAACCAAAAUCAAAGUGUUGUGGUUGACGUUGCUCUAACGCCUCUAACGCCUAUCUUCACUGGUAUUUGUGUGUGCUUGCUGGCCUUAUUCCCUUACUCCAAUGUUCUGCAGAUUCCUUCUAAAGGCUUCCUCCAUUGCAUCUUCAGAGGUGUAACUGUAUGAUGUGGUGUAUUAUAUGGAGCUCUGUGCCAUGUGCUAGGCUGUGUGAGGAGAUAUCUGUGGUCGAAACGAUAAUAAAUUGUAUAUGCUAUUCA